UUUCUUCUUGGCAUUUGGUUUAGAAAAUAAGUGUUGAUAUUUCGUACGUUCAACGUAGUUACUGAUACUAGAGAAGAAAUUUAUGUAAACCCAAUACCACUUACUAAUCACUAUAAAAACCUCUUGUAGUCAUUGUGAGAACUGGUUGAAAACAGAGCAAGUUAACCUUAAAAUGGCAGACGAGGAUUUCAGUAAACUUUUACAGCAAGCUGAACAGCUAACGACUGAAAUCGAAGGCAAUGAAGAACUUCCAAGAGUGGAGCGUUCCUUGGGACAGGUAUUGGAAGCCUCGCACGAAUUAUAUUCAAGAGUAAUCCAAUCCGGUCCAAACCACCUUCAAGCCCAUGUAUUAUUUGGAUCAAAAGGAAUUGACCUUCAACAGAUAUCACAGAAGUUAGAAACAUUAUCUUCCAAAAGGACUUUUGAACCUUUACAACCUAUCGCAGAUUCUGAUAUUGAAAGUUUUCUAAAAAAUGAAAGAGAAAAUGCCAUACUUUCACUCAUUGAUGAAGUUAAUAAAAAUUCUCUCCAAACCACUGAAGAUCAAAAAUGGGAACACAUGUUAUCUGAGUGGAACAAAGAAAAAAUUAAGUUGAUGAACGCCAUGAUAGGACCCUCGCAGAAUUGGCUAGACCUCAAGCGCACACCAGAACCGCCCAGUAUAGCGGACACUCCUAAAAAGUUUGGUCACUCUAUGCUGGACAGUAUUGAAGCGGCGUACGCUAGACAAGUGCAGCAAUACAACAAGCUCAUCUCUCACGGAGCCAAGUCUAGGACGGCUUUGCAUCAAAAGUUCUCACAAGUCGCUGAUGAGUUUAAUGAUCCUAAAGUGAAGGAAAUGUGGGAAAUAAUUAAAACUAUGGCAAAUAUUCCAGCACUUGUUAGAGAUGAAGACCCCUUAAAAGCUAGAGGGAAUCCUACAAUACAGCAGUGUCUUAUAGCUCAAGGGAAAAAAUAUUUAGAAAAGAGAUACAAACAAUAUAUGAGUGAUGUAGUCCGAGCAAACCCGGCAGCAGCAAUGCGAGGUGGUGAGCCGGGUACAUUCCCCUUGGUGCGAGGUUACGUAGGGCUCCGCCUUCAAGGACAGAACAUUCAAGGCCUCACCGAUGGAGUCGUUGAUGACCGACCACUUUGGCCCAUGGUUUACUAUUGCUUGCGAAGUGGUGAUGCGAACGCCGCUUUGUAUUGCUUGAGAAAAGCUGGCCGUGACCACGAAGAGUUUACAGCUGCACUAGAAGACCACAUAAGAAAUCCAGAGCAAGCUCUCAGCGAUAAAUUGCAAACAGACAUAAAUUCAAAGUACAGAGUCCAAAUUCGCCAUUCAACAGAUCCAUACAAAAGAGCCGUGUAUUGUGUGGUGGGCUGCUGUGACGUGAGCGACGAACACUCUGAGGUGGCGCGCACGGCGGACGACUAUCUGUGGCUGAAGCUGUCGGUCAUCAAGUCUCGCUCGAACAAUAAGACUGAAUCGCUCACUUACUCGGAUUUACAGAAAAUGAUUCUAGAAGAAUAUGGUGAAACACAUUAUCACGCACAUGAGAAGCCACUUGUAUACUUCCAAGUGUUAACUUUGACGGGUCAGUUCGAGCCUGCUAUAGAAUUCCUGUCUAGAAUACCCAGGUAUCAAGUCCACGGCGUCCACAUGGCGUUAGCCCUUCACGAUGUCUAUAUGCUGGGUACUCCACGCAACGUACAGGCUCCUUUAUUGUCAGUUGAUACAGACGAUCCCGUACCGCUGCGGCGUUUAAAUUUAGCGCGUCUCAUACUGCUUUACGUCAGGAAAUUCGAACUUUCCGAUCCUUCGGACGCUUUGAACUAUUACUUCUUUUUAAGAAAUCUAAAGGAUCCCAGCGGCAAGAAUCUGUUCAUGUGCUUCUGCACGGACCUCGCCCUGGAGAGCCGGGACUACGACCUGUUGUUCGGUCGCAUGGACCCCAGCACCGGCGUGCGCAGUGCCGGCCUGUUGGACCAGUUUAAUAACCCUAACAUUGACAGCAAGGUCAUUGCCCUCAAUGCUGCAGAACAACUAGUGAACAAAGGCCUCUUUGAAGAUGCUAUAAUAGUUUAUGAUAUAGCUGGAAACCUGGAGAAGGUGCUGGAGCUGUUCUGCGUGCUGCUGGCGCAGGUGGUGAGCGCGGGCGGCGAGGCGGGCGGGCUGCGCGCGCGGCUGGCGGCGCUGGCCGAGCACGUGUCGCGACGCCUGCGCGCGGCGGAGGCGUCCCCGCCGCCGCCGCUGCUCGACGCCUACACCAAGCUGUGCAAACUGUGCACGUUCUUCGACCACUUCCACACGGAGAACUACGAGGCGGCGUUGGAGACAGUGCGUUCGUGUGAGGUAGUUCCGCUGCGGCAGAGCGAGCUGGAGGCGUGCGUGGCGGGCGCUCGGGCGGCGCGCGGCGAGCUGCUGCGCGCGCUGCCGGCCGUGCUGCGCGCGCUGUGCCACAUCCUCAUAGCGCAGCGACAGAAGCUGUCGACCCUCGCUGCGCACACGGCUACCAAGCAAUUGGAGUGGCUGCGAGAACAAGCUGAGGUUCUUAACACUUUUGCUGGCAACAUUGCGUACAGGAUGCCUGGAGACACUUACAGCCAGCUAGCACAGAUGCAGAUUUUAAUGCAUUGAUAUUUUUUAAUUUUUAAAAAGGAAAUUAUUGAGAAAGUAAACUGAUUUUUAGUACAAA
This is a messenger RNA of Bicyclus anynana (squinting bush brown), 2678 nucleotides long. Its product is annotated as nuclear pore complex protein Nup93-1. Lineage: Eukaryota; Metazoa; Arthropoda; Insecta; Lepidoptera; Nymphalidae. The record is from RefSeq and is a predicted model, not a curated record. The transcript is spliced from 15 exons. The coding region runs from base 173 to 2620 and encodes 815 amino acids. Gene Ontology annotation, molecular function: structural constituent of nuclear pore. Gene Ontology annotation, cellular component: nuclear pore. Gene Ontology annotation, biological process: poly(A)+ mRNA export from nucleus; protein import into nucleus.